This is a messenger RNA of Periconia digitata, 302 nucleotides long. The record is from the annotation of a GenBank genome assembly. NCBI's taxonomy places the organism in Eukaryota, Fungi, Ascomycota, Dothideomycetes, Pleosporales, Periconiaceae.
GUAUCAACACAUGUCCUGGGGCGCAAAUAUAUGCGCAUUGAAAGUUUGCCUUUUUUAUGGAUCGAGCUCAUGAACAGCCCCGAUUGAAUAGAAACUCGGUCUGUAGUCAGAAUGUCUUAUUUUGUAGCGCAGUGAAGGCUGAGGCUGGCCCCCAAAGAUUAUCCUAUACCACAACUCGCGCGAGAGAACGUCCCGCCCUACCAUCCGUGCUGGCCCCCAGCAUGAACAUGAAACCGAAACAAACAAUCCUGGAGCUUAACACGCGAGCUGCAAUUUGUCCUAUUGGUGCAGAUCACCAUUAG